AUGGCUGAUUCUGAACCUAUCAUCACUGUUGAUCCCACUAUUUGCUGUGGUGAGGAAGAUGGUACCAGAUGUGGUGAAUACUUUUCACGCAAACAGAAAGCAGGUCUGUGCGCCAGUUGCUACGCUGUCAAUGUUCUGAAAAAGGAAGAUUUUAAGGAUAUACCACAAUGUAUGUCUUGUGGUGUCAAGUGGAAGAAUUUGAAGGGUGAUAAAUGUGGCACUUGCAAGAAAGCAGACGAAGAUCUGAAAGCUAUGCCUCCUCCCUUGCCUCCUCGGACUCCCAUCUCUACACAACCACCAGCUCCAAUACCUGCCGGAGAGAGCACUGGCAGCAACAAUAUGACACCGGAAGAUGUUUUCCGAGCUGCAAUGAAGGCCGGCAAAGUCGCAGCUGCUCGUCGGAGUGAGCAGCUCUUUACAGAGCAACGACAGGCAGCACUUUCGAAGGGCCGCAUGGUUCAAGUUUAUUUACACUUCUACACCGAUGCAGCAAAGCCGAAACCAAUCAUGGCUAUCGGACCCUCUAUGAAACUUAACGGUACUGUCUGUACAGAUGCUAUUGCCGAAAAGAUCACGGAAAUCAAUGCUGAGUGCUGGCAGAAGUACACAUCAGGAUCUAUACAAGAUGAUGAUUAUCACAUCCGCUGGCCUGGUGGACUUCGCUUGCGGCGCGGGACAGAAUAUGCAACUAUUGGAGAAGUCUAUGAUCGGCAUCGUCACAAUGUCGACUGUGAUGAAAGCUGGUUUAAGCUACUGGGGGAGCGGAAAGGUGGAGGUUCAAAAAAGAAAGAAAGGGAAACAAUGCAUCUCUGGGUUCUCAUGCGGAUCAAGAAGAUUGAAUUACGUGACGGUGCAUUGCCAGCAGACUUCGUUGAAACCGUGACUAAAAAACGCAAAGCAAAUACCGCUGACUCGCAACCUACUGCUAAAAAAUCUCAAGUGGCUCCACUGGUCUCGACCUUCAUGAUCGACAUCGGUGCAGAAGACAUUAUCAAAGAUUCCAAGGAUACCGGGACUGGGGCCGAGUAUGAAGUGGUCAAGCUCCAAUUUGCCAAAUGGAUGGAAACGGUGUCUGGUCACGGUGGAAUGGAUUGGCAAGGUAACGAUAUCCGAAGUGCCCAGUUAGCAUGCAAACCAUUCCAGAGCGGCGCAUCCAAAUUAGUUUAUUUGCUUGUCAUUGACGGCAGGAAGUAUGUUGCAAAGCGAUAUGCUGUCAUCCCGGAUGGAAGCUCUCUCAGCGAUCUACAAGACAUGGAUACUGACAACAUUCUAAUGACAAAGAAUGCGAUAUUUCUUGAGCAAGAAAUCAAGGUGCAAAAGAUGGGUGGCUAUUUUUUGAAGGAGUUCUAUAAUGCCGGUCGAAGGGCCAACGUGACAUUUGUUACUGACUUUAUUUUCACUGAUUGCUGGCUUGCAAGGGAGAUUGUGGACGAGACAGCCAUCAUGGACGGCCCUUCUAAAGCAUCCGGACUUACAAGAACUGACUACGACUUCCAGCGUGCAGCUAACGAUGAUGACACGCCAAGUAUAUUGUGGCUGAUUGAGCCAUAUCACACUGUUCAAACCACGAAAUACAGCGGUACAUUGUCUGAAUGUGGAGACAAAAAGCUACCCUUCAUGACAAUGCAAACUUUGGUCUACGUUGACUUGCAAGCUUCCUCUGUAUUCACAAAUAACCGCCUUUGGCAUGUUCUGUUUGACACCAUGACACACACGAAAAUUAAGGGGUCGACUGGACCAGGAGACCACGGGCCAGAAGGCCUUGAUAACUUCGUCACCAAUCACCCUUGCAACAACAUUUGUCAAGCUCUUGGGAUUGCUUCUGAGACUGACAACGGCGAAGAUGACAACGACAACGACAUUGAAUUCGAAAAAGUGGCACCGGUCCGCACAACUGGUCAGAAAUGGGAGUCUCGCAGAAAGCAAAAUGUUUUGAAUGGAGGAUCAGAGGAAGCACAAACUAUCAGUAACGACAAGGAGGAGUGUACUAAAAGCUGA
Messenger RNA from Marasmius oreades (fairy-ring Marasmius), 1998 nucleotides. RefSeq lists its product as uncharacterized. The transcript is spliced from 12 exons. Lineage: Eukaryota; Fungi; Basidiomycota; Agaricomycetes; Agaricales; Marasmiaceae. The record is from RefSeq and is a predicted model, not a curated record. Bases 1 to 1998 code for a protein of 665 amino acids. Gene Ontology annotation, biological process: protein phosphorylation. Gene Ontology annotation, molecular function: protein serine/threonine kinase activity; ATP binding.